Messenger RNA from Annulohypoxylon maeteangense, 1396 nucleotides. RefSeq lists its product as uncharacterized. The transcript has a single exon. The coding region runs from base 73 to 1212 and encodes 379 amino acids. Gene Ontology annotation, cellular component: nucleus. Gene Ontology annotation, biological process: regulation of cell cycle. NCBI's taxonomy places the organism in Eukaryota, Fungi, Ascomycota, Sordariomycetes, Xylariales, Hypoxylaceae. The record is from RefSeq and is a predicted model, not a curated record.
AAAAAAAAUCUUAACAGCUUGACUUUCAUUCUAUGCACGAUUCUACUAUUCGAUUACACUUACACGGUAACUAUGGCUACUAAUAACAUAACCGGCGACUCCAUCGAGCCUCUAAAAACCGUAGUAAACUCCACGAUAGACCUUAUAUCCCAAUUAGAAGACUAUCUUCACUCGAAUGCCUUCGAUGCUGACGAUACUUCCGAAGCCGCUGCCCCGUUAUCGUCACAAUUCUCGACCGUAGAUUCGGUAGACCCUUUCGCCCUCGCCCACGACUCUGCAACUCUUAUAAAGGCUCACGCAACAAAGCUAUCCCUGCUUAUUAUCAAUGAACCAUUCACACCCUCGGCUAUAAUCAAGGUCCUCCGUGAGAUGGUAGCCGGCCCUAUCCCGGCUCUUGCGUCCGCCGUCCAAGUUUGUGACGUCCACAAAUGUACCACGGUGGCUCGUCAAGACCUCUCUUGGCGAUGUCACCGAGUGUUGAAAGAACUUAAGAGCUUUGUCGGCAUUGUUCCUCUCGAUGGAAAUGUUCUAUCUAACGAGAAGAAGAAUGGCACCAAGGGAGGGAAAGGAAGCAUGGCUUCUACUGGUGUCAUAUGGGCUGCUUGUGACGACGUAAUCCUUCUGAAGAACUUGGGCAUUGCUGGGCUGCUUGUCAAGAAGGUCGAGGAAUAUAGAGAUACUUUGAAGGACAUCUUGGAAGAAUUGAAGGAGUAUAGCGAGGAAGAUGACGAGGAAGAUGAAGAAGAGGGCAUCAACGAUGUCACAAACCAGAUCCAACACACACAUAUUUCGACGCAGGAGAUGCUAGAUGACCUCAUGAAUCCGCGUCACAUACCUAAAGAUGAUCCGGACAAGAUUAGAGAACGUCUCGAGUUUUGCAUGAAACGGCUUCGACUCACCACAUUACUUUAUACGGCCAUCGUGAAGAGGCGACUCAAAACCCUACCGGCGCUCCCUAACACCACACGGAUACCAGUAGCGCAGCGCCUCGAUGAAGUAUUUCCCCUACUCAAGCGAUUACCCCACCGGUUCGGCGAAGUGGCGUGCGCAUUUUACGAGCUAGAUCGUGACUCUAUCGACCGCACUAUGGAUUCUUGCUUCUUCGACGCUUUUGCGACAUCAGAGAUGAUGAUGAAACCCUGGGAAGGCCAGAGGGACGAAUUUACCGACUGGGCAGAGAAAUUCCAAGUCGGCAUUAAAAAACCAGAUUAGGUACGCUUUACGAACUGUGGAAACUUUUGAGAAGCAUAUAUAUAUAUAUAUAUAUACAAGUUAUCCGUUAAGGAUGAAGGAUGAAAUCUUUUCUCCAAGCCUACCUAAGGGAUAGUAGAAAUUUAAAACUAGCAGACACGAGUUCGCAACGGCCGCACUCCGAAUACGAUUCUUAUCACACCUG